CUGCGAGUUUCAUGUUUCCAGUCACCAUCAGAUGGUAGACUCGCGUGGUCGCGUUUAGCAUCGAUUACUCGAUACCGAGGCCCCGAUAUCGCUCGAUAAAUCGAUUAAAAUGUCUUAAGUGAAAAGUGGCGUAGUGAUUUGAAAGAAACAAUGGAAGUUGAUAAGAAUAUGGCCGUUAGUGUUGUCAUGCAGAAGCCAAACUACAUGCUGAUGUCCUUGCAGAGGAUUGUUGUUUUGUUGGUUAUAUUGGCUAGUGUUGUUGUUGUUGUUUACUAUACACCAAUGCCAGAGGAAUACUUUGAAAACUGCGAUCGUGAGUGUCACGAAUUAGACUGGCCUAUGAUAUGUCGAGUGAAAUUAGUCGUAGAAGUUUAUAAAACGAACAGCAAAUCUUGCAACAAUUGCUUAGAAACUGGAAAAGAAUGCCCUUCUUUUUGCAUAACUGCUGACGGACGAGAGAGAGGUGUUCUCUCAGCGAAUAGAGAACUGCCUGCUCCAUCGUACCAUGUUUGCCAGAACGAUAUUUUAGUUGUGGACGUCGUUCAUAGAGCUCCUGCGCACGCUUUGUCCAUGCAUUGGCGUGGACAACGACAGAAGGAGACACCUUUCAUGGACGGAACACCGAUGUUAACACAAUGUCCUCAGCCUGCUUAUACGACAUUCCAGUACAAAUUCCGAGCGUCUGAUGCUGGAACACAUAUGUACCAUGCUCAUUCAGCAGCAGAUGCAGCUGAUGGUCUAGCUGGAGCAUUAGUUGUUCGACAGUCACCUAGACUAGAUCCAUAUAGAAGCUUAUAUGACGUGGAUUCAACAGAUCAUACAAUAUUUGUAUCGGAAUGGGGACAUUCCAUGGGCCCACUAGCCGGAAUAACUUCAAAAGUACCAAACCCUGAAUGCCUUUUAAUAAAUGGAAGGGGAAGAAGUCCCGAUUCGCCAAAUGUGCCAUUAUCAAAGUUUUUUGUAGAAUUUGGCAAAAAAUAUAGGUUUCGUCUUGCAUAUGGUGGUGGCAUGAAGAGUUGUCCAAUUAAGUUCCAUAUAAACGACCAUGCACUUAGUCUAAUAGCAUUAGAUGGUCACUAUAUUGAACCAAUAAUUGUUAAAUCGAUUACGUUGGGAAGAGGUGAACGAGCUGACUUUAUUUUAGAUGCAAAUAAAGUAUCUAGUGUUUAUAAAGUGAUCGUCGAGGCAGACAAGUCUUGCCAAGAUAACUUAGAGGGUGUAGCUGAGCUAGUGUAUAAAAAUAAGGAUUUAAAAGUAAUACAUAAACAGAUUGAAGUGAGUGAAGUAGAAGAUGAAUUCACAACUGUGUUUAGUGAAAAGUGUAGUUCAAAUAAAGUGUGGUGUUUGAAUGAAGCACUCGCAGCACAGGAAAUGCCGCAGCAAUUGUCUGGCCCAGUCGACGAGACCGUAUACGUGCCCUUCAAUUAUUCCACCAGGCACAUUUCUACAAAGCGUAUCGAGAGUUGGGGUCAUACUGAUGGUCACCGCUUCACAUACCCCGCUUCUCCUCUUCUGACACAAGGAGCAGGCAUUCCUCCGGAAUCCAUCUGCUCUUCCAACACUGGUCAAGGAGAGGAAUGUGUUCACGUCAAAAAUAUUCGCUUGGAUUCAACGGUAGAAAUCAUCAUGUUUGAUCAAGGUGGCGAAUCGGACCACAUUUUCCAUUUACACGGCUACAGUUUCUAUGUUGUGGCAAUCCAGAAAUUCAACAAGACUCUGGAAAAAGAUAUGGUGAUUAAAAUGAACAAUGAUGGGACCUUAUUCCCUUCGAGAAAUAUCAUCAGACCAGUAUUAAAAGAUACUAUAGUCAUACCAAAGUUCGGUAUCGUUUCAUUACGGUUUCAAGCUGAUAACCCUGGGUAUUGGCUGAUGAGAGACGAGAGAUCAGCGCACUGGACAAGAGGACUCGAUUUCGUCUUCAAAGUGGGAACAGAAAAAGAUUUUGUGCAAGCACCAUCAGAUUUUCCUAAAUGUGGAUCUUAUGUGGGGCCUGAAUAUUUCUUAAUAUAAAGCCUUAUUAAAUAAGGCUAUAUUUUGAAUUGAUAUUUUAAAAGACUUGAAUUACAGGAUUGACUACAAACUGAUCGUAUCAGUAAGAAAUAAGACUUUAUAUUUAGUAAUGAGUGUCAGUGUUUUAAAAGUGGUAUGGUGGGUUUGGACCACAUUGGAGGCUUUUAUUGCCGUGAAUGUUUGAAAGUUGCCGUAGAUGGUGAUAUUACGGGGCUAGUGCGACUUAGCAUCUUAAUAUGUCAAAAAGCGAAACUGCUAAGGUGCGUACAAAUUACGCGCGGCAAACAUUCGAACAUGACGCGGGGCGGCCACGCCUCUUAUAGACGGUCGCGUGCAGUGAAGCGAGCAUUGGCUCGCUCAACGAACCGAACCACUCACUCACGGCUUUUGAGACCGCAUCAAAGGAGCUUAUUCUAUUCGCUCGCGCGCUGCAAAUAUGUAAAAAAUGGACAAUUGACAAUGAAAUUGACUCUUUUGAUACUCGGAAAAGGUACUGCAGGCUAGUAUAGGAGUCCCCAGGUGCUAUAAAUAUUAAAGUUAUUGCUAAUUUGGUAUACAAGAGUGAAGUGGUUUGUCUAGCCGCCGCGGGCCGCAAGCUGGAUCGAUUGCCGCGCGGCAGUCAAGUUCUACUAGAUUUAUAUCAACUUAUUGGCUCGCGCGGCAAAUAAAGGUCAACUCGGAUCGGACAUGGGCUCGUGCGGUUGCCGCACGUAAUUUGUUCGCACCCUUGUUCUUGAUUGAACCCAAAAUUCUGAGCGCUGCAUUGUCUUGCUUGUCUCUUGUCGUCAUGUUAUCUAAGUAAUAAUAAGAAUAAGUAACAAACAUUUUGAUUUUAAUUUACUGACAGCCGUUAAAAUGCGUCCCAAUUAGUACGAUUUCAAGUAUCCAAUCUCGCGUCAAGUAAAUAUUUAGUAUGAAAAACGUUAUAUUUGAUCGCCAGUAGAUCAGUCCGCGUAUUAUAUAUAAAUAUUGAAACAGUUUAAAGUUACAUUAUGAUUACGGCAAGUCCGUUCUACUUUCCCUUCUAAUAACAUAGUGAGACACACAAACAGAUAUUUAAUUGCUACAUGUCCUUUACAUUUCCUCUUGUAUACUAAUGUCGAACGUACAAAGUGUUAAUUAUAAUUGUGCCCCUUAGCAGUUAUUAUGCAAAUGCGAUAAUAGGCGAAGUUUUAAACGUAACCGACUAGAGUGUACUUUUAAUACAAAAUAAAACUUGAAUGGCAUUAAGAUUGUUGGAUAGUUUCGAUAUGAUGUAAUAACACGAAUAAAUACUUUAAAUUAAAAAGUACGAGAGUGCAGUUACACAAGAACUAGUACAAGUGACGAGAGAAGAAAUUCUUUUUCUAUUGCAGACACUAAAAGCGCGUUAGGAACGUAAUCCAAAAACUUGUAAUAUAAGGUAUAUAACAAAUUCUAAUUCUAAUUCAAAAACCUAUUCGCUAUAAAGCUUUAUAAGUUAUUUCGUGCAAGUCAGAAUGAAGUACAAAAGAAACUUGAAAUAUUGUAUUCAAAUGAGUGUAACGUAACAUUCACUUAUAAUAAAUUUACAUCCAUUAAUCCAAACUAUUAUAUCAUUCAAAUUAUCUUUCACAUCAUAAUAGGCCUAAGAUAUUAAUUUAUGACGAUAAUUUUUUUUGUUGGUAAUUUUUCGUCAUUUAGUGGUUUAUUGUAAAAUAUAAUGCAAUCUACGUUAAAAGAUAUUGAUGUUAUGAACAUCACUAUUCUUUUUAUAUUGGCCAAUAUCCUUAUGAGCUUACAAGAGGCUCUCCUAUAUAUGUACUGGCAGUGUACUUUCAUAAUAUUGAUUUCAACUCAAUAAAUCUUUUCUGCAGCAUAAAUACGUUAUUUAUUAUUGAUUUAAUUCAGCUUAAAUUUAUUUAAAUCGGCGUUUCUCACGGUUUAUCGGUGCCUCAUCAGGGUGAGUAUAAAACGGGACGUCACCGCGACCUCAUUACACUCAUGUACGGCGGUGGUGAUCACUUAACAUUAGGUGACACAUACGCUCCUUGUUUGUCGUUUGACAUCAUCAAAAAAAAAUGAUAAUUUCAAGUGUUCUCGGUCGCUCUAGUGUGAAGUUAAAGUACUAUUCUAUUACUGUAUUGUGCUGCCACAAAUUUUGAUUGACAUCUCGUAAACAGUCAGCCACGCUUAGCAUUAUAAUUUAAAUAUUGAAUCACUAACUAGCGCUCGCAUUGACAUAUACACACGUCUAUACGAUAGUUUAUUGUAAGUUUAUGUAGUAUAAGCCUUUACAUAGAGAUAACAGAGUAUUGACAUAUAUUAAAUAGAUGAUAAAAAGUAAAACGGCGUUUUCCAUUCUCUGAAAGCAUCAUGGCUUCAAUCUUGCGAAUAGCUUUAGAUAUUAUUUAUUGGUUGUGAUGUAAUUAAAGGCAACUGGGGCGUAUCGAGGUAUCGCUUUACUUUCAAACGGAUCGUGUUCAUUUAGUUGACCCGAAUGUUUCAACGAAAUAUGUUGAAAUGAUUAUGAUAUGUAAUGUAACAUUUACUAUUAAUAUUAUGCUUAUUUCACUGUAUCUUAUAAUUUCGAUCGCAGGUUUGAAGUGAUAUUUGUUUUAUAACUGUAUAGUCUGAUUACAGGUUCAUAUGUAAAUAUAUAUAUAACUAAUAUAAAUAUACGAAAUCUAA
Leptidea sinapis is the source of this 4659-nucleotide messenger RNA. RefSeq lists its product as uncharacterized. The transcript has 5 exons. Gene Ontology annotation, cellular component: plasma membrane. The record is from RefSeq and is a predicted model, not a curated record. NCBI's taxonomy places the organism in Eukaryota, Metazoa, Arthropoda, Insecta, Lepidoptera, Pieridae. Gene Ontology annotation, molecular function: copper ion binding; oxidoreductase activity. Gene Ontology annotation, biological process: iron ion transport. The coding region runs from base 151 to 2010 and encodes 619 amino acids.